CCGAUCGAUGGAGUUUCGAAGCUCCGUAAAAACCUUUACCUCUGUGGUGGAAGCGCCGCAUCGGUGGAAAUAAUGCGACAGUUGGUUAUCAUCUUGGUCAUAAAUGUUGCAACCGAGAGCGAGUUGGAUGAUACCCCAUUGCCAGCGAAGGAUACGCGCUAUGUUAGAAUCCCAGUGAAGGACAAUCGUGAGGAAAACCUGGAACGCUACUUCCAUGAAGUGGCCGACAUGAUCGAGGAGGAAUGCAAGGCAAUGGUGAAGUUGCUCUGGAUACUGUGCCUGGCGUAUCUCAUGAAGUACCACCGGGUGAGUCUAAAGCACGCGUACAACCACAUCAAGGACAAGCCGCCUCAGAUCCGACCGAACGUGUCCUUCGUGAAACAAUUUAUAAAGUUCGAGCAGAAGCUGUACGAGGUGCUUGUAGCUUCCAAAGGCUCAUCUGCUGAAGACUCGAUCACACUUUCUCCUUCAAAUCCAAUCGUUUCGCAUUCAGGCUCAAGCAAGCAUUGGCUCACUACGAACACGUUGUACUUGGAUAAGCUGGAUGAUGGCAUAACAACGCCAUCCUUGAGAUCCGUCAAGAAGACACUGCUGGAGUUCCUAGGCGUUCUGAUCCUCCCGACAUCUGCUCGUCCCGCAUGUGCGACCGAUAUUGAAUGCCAUAUUUUGAAUUAA
Molecule: messenger RNA, 675 nt
Organism: Anopheles nili
Lineage: Eukaryota; Metazoa; Arthropoda; Insecta; Diptera; Culicidae
Product: dual specificity protein phosphatase 18-like
Exons: 2
Biological process (GO): protein dephosphorylation
Cellular component (GO): cytoplasm
Molecular function (GO): protein tyrosine/serine/threonine phosphatase activity
Source: RefSeq, a predicted model, not a curated record